Molecule: messenger RNA, 810 nt
Organism: Cryphonectria parasitica EP155
Lineage: Eukaryota; Fungi; Ascomycota; Sordariomycetes; Diaporthales; Cryphonectriaceae
Exons: 2
Coding region: 1-810 (269 amino acids)
Cellular component (GO): transcription factor TFIIH holo complex
Source: RefSeq, a predicted model, not a curated record
AUGGCUGACGCAUCUCUGCCUGGCGGCUUUCUGCCGCACAAGUCCCUACCAUCGCCUGCGCCCAGCGGAGCCUCGACGCGCCCGACGUCUGGACUGCCACAUCCUCGAUCGCACCCAUUGCGCGCAGGCUCAGCCAAGGAAGAAAAGGUCAGAAGCUACGUUGAGAACCAGCUUAUGUCAAUCAACCGGCGAUUUGUCAAGAAGUUCGAGACACCCGGCGCUGGCGACGACGUGGUGGGGUAUAAGAAUCUGGGUGAGCUGUGCAAGGACGUCGAGGGGCUUCUCGACGUAUUAUGGCUUUCUGGCACCCCAAACCUGCAGAUACCUUACCUCCUUAACGUCGCCAACGACUUCACCGAAUGGAUCACACGCUUUCCUCCACAGCCCACAGCGAUGUUUUCAACAUUCCGAAAGCUCGAUUUUUGCUUUGCUAGUCUCCUCUCGGGACGAGAUAUCGAUACCGGAGAGACGCUGCCGGGCUUCGAGAACAGUGUCCGGGGCGUCAUGACUAAGACGCACAUGGUGCGGUGCAAGAGCAUAGUUGAACAGACGAGGGUUCUCGUCGUUGAGUUCAUGAACCAACAGAGUGCGCCCCUGGUCGACAUGGACGAGGACGAUUCCGAUAACAUGAAUACGGACACGGAAGCCGACACCGAUGCCGACAUCACAGACAGUGCUACUGAGGACAGAGGUUUCGUUGACCCCAACUGGGAAGAUGAAGAUGAAGACCUCUACAUGGAUGUUGCUAGGAUCUAUGAGAGGACCCUUGUUCAGCUGGGAGAGCUUUUGCAGGACUCGAACCUCCCUUAG